GUGGAGAUGCCCUGCUCAAAUGCGUUUCUGUAAAAAGGAAUAUGGCCACCUUGUAUACAGUAUUAGCUAUAGUUUUGCUAUUCUAUCGAGUUACUCCUGGAUCAACAUCUUGUUUACCCGGCUGUUCUUGCACAAAUGACAACUUGGGAAGAUCCUUACUUUGUAUGGAAACCGCCAUGGGACGAAUCCCAGACAACGUUCCAAAUGAUUUCAGUAAAAUUCGAAUAGAGAAUUCCCACCUGACCGAAUUACCUCGCCGCUCCUUCGCUAACGUGAACGCCUUGGCGUCUCUGUGGUUGAAUUUCAACGACAUCACCCUGAUGAACAUCAAGAGUCUGGAGGGGCUGACGAAUCUAACAGAACUGCGGCUACAGGGAAACAAGCUGCGUUCAGUCCCAUGGACGGCGUUCCAGGAUACGCCGAACCUGAAGAUUUUGGACCUGAAACAUAACCGACUAGACGUGCUGCCGGAAUCCGCCCUGAGACAACUACCAGGCCUGACCUAUUUAGAUUUAUCCUUCAAUCAGCUUACUGUCAUAUCCAGGGAUGUCUUCCUCAACUGGCCUCUCCUCAACACGCAGGAGAGAAACGGAGGUAAAGAGGCCAGCAGUGGAGAGGCCAACGUCGUUUUAGCGCUGCACGACAACCCUUGGCUGUGUGACUGCCGCCUCAAAGGUUUCCUUGAGUUUAUCAAAACCGUUAGUCCACCUCUAAUUCUGAUGAACUCGUACCUGACGUGCACGGGCCCCAGUUCCAGGGCGGGGAAGUUCUUCCUCGAGGUCGGUUUGAAAACAUGUAUGAAACCCGAGGCCUCAGCCUCAGAAACCAACAUGACGGUGUCACUGGGGGACAAUGUAACCCUCCAGUGCUUAGUCAAAGCCAGGCCUGACCCCGCCAUCCACUGGUCAUACAGCCUAAAGAUUAUAAGGGGAUUUACUGUCUCAGAGACCCGUGUGGAUGAUGAGACCAUCAGAUCUCAGCUGGUCAUCCCAUCCCUUCAAAUGGCGGACCGAGGUGUCUACACCUGCUUCGCCAACAACUUCAUAGGCAACUCCUCCGCCAGUUUCCUGGUCAACAUCAAGUCUUUCAAUGCCUCGUCCUCCGGCGGUUCAGCCAUGUCUCCUCCCCCGUUCCCCCUGGCCUCAGCCGACGAGAACGUAUACAUUGACAUCCGCAUCUCCAAGCAGACGGUCUACGGCAUCACUCUGGAGUGGUACGCUGCGACAGACAACCCGUCAGAAACCUGGUUCACCAUCCACUUGGGGAAAUACCACUCGGACAAAAGGGAGUUGACAUACAUCGGGCCGGGCAUCAACACCUAUUCGGUCAACGACCUCAUACCGGUUACUAAAUACGAAGUGUGUGUGACGCUGAAGAACCAGAUGCCCCGCGCCGGCCAGUGCAUCGUGUUCGUAACAGGAAGUGACAUCAGCCAGCUGGAACAACGAGCGAAGCUCAUCCAUAUUAUGGUGAUCGUGUGUGCCAUGGGGCUGGCGGUGCCCGUGGGCAUGUACGCCUGCACCACCGACACCAGAUGUACGUUCAGCUGCCUGGACCGCUGUACGGAGCAGUGUAAGAGGAGGAGGAGGCAGGAGAAGACCCUGAGGACGAAUGGGGAGAGACAGGGGACCUUCGACAGCCUCCAGGCCGCCAGCGAUGAAGGACUCUGUGGUGACUCUGAUGAGGUGAUGAAGAAGAGGAGUAAGUCCUCAGAGGAAAGAAACAACCACAGGGGAAAAGCACAAGAUCUACCAGAGACAACCACUGGAGCAAAGCUAUAUUAGAUGUAGGUUUAACGAUUAAAAACGUGUACAAGACGUCUAGAGGAACAGUUAUCUGUAAUAAUGGGGGGCAGUCUUAUGUGAAGUGAAGCUUCAGGAAAUGCAUCUGUAAAGCUUAAAGGUGUCAUGCUAAGAGUGAAAUGCCUUCCUUCCAUGUCGGUAGCAAGGUUUAUUUGUUAAAUGAGUUUAUAUACUGUAUCUAUUUAGCUUGAUUGUUCUCUGUUUUAAAAGAAAAAAAUGGAAUACAAACUUAUCUGGCCAAAAAAAACAAACAUAAUGUUAAUUCUGUACAUGCAAUAUAGUUGCAAAUAUUUUCUUGUCUUCAGAAUGUAAUGAACUGCAUUUCCUCACGGUUCGUUGAAACUCAUUCAUUAGGAGAGGUUCAGUUAAAUCUACAGUAAUACACACUGUAUAUAGCCUUUGCACUACUACCUACGUAAUGAAUGAGGCUUCUUUGCUACUCUUUUCCUGUUUUUGACUCACUUUUUUAUAAGGGGUGGGAUGGUGAGGAUUAGAGUUGGGGGUGAAGAUGUUUGGGAUUAGAGUUGGGGGUGAAGAUGUUUGGGAUUAGAGUUGGGGGUGAAGAUGUUUGGGAUUAGAGUUGGGGGUGAAGAUGUUUGGGAUUAGAGUUGGGGUUGAAGAUGUUUGGGAUUAGAGUUGGGGGUGAAGAUGUUUGGGAUUAGAGUUGGGGGUGAAGAUGUUUGGGAUUAGAGUUGGGGGUGAAGAUGUUUGGGAUUAAAGUUGGGGGUGAAGAUGGACACUUGAGACAACACCAUCCUAAUUGCUCCCUACCCAAAUCCCAUUGGCCUUACAUUUUUGACUUUUACAAAUCUGAAGGGUCUGGAUUAGGGUUGUAAAAUUCUGGUACGGUUCCCAAAUCCUGGUUGGAGAUUAAUGGAAUCAGGAAAUCCUGGUUCGAGAUUCAUGGAAUCAAGAGGGAAUAAGCAUGAAAUUCCCAGAAAACCUGGGAAUUUUAGGAAAGUAACCGUAAUUUUGUAACCCUUUUCUGGAUAGGUAUAAGAGGUUUAGUUGUGGAAUUUCCUUUAUAUUUAUAACUGACACCUUACAGAUCUGUAAACAUCCAAGGGUUAGGGCAAGGGGGAACGGAGUGAAUUUUCACAGACUAACACUUUGAUUUUAGCACAAUCACUCAAAAGGAUGUGUUAUGUAAGCAUUGCUUGGUGUGCAUUUAUUCAUACACUGGUAAAGAGAUUAUAGUGUUUUUUUUUUUCUAUCUGAAUAAUCUGUAUCUUGUAUCUCUCUAGAUCUUAACCAUGUGUGUGUCCCAAAUGGCCCCCUAUUAUCUGUGUAGUGUACACUACUGGUCAAAAGUAGUGCACUACACACGGAAUAGGGUGCCAUUUGGGUCUCAUUAGAUCUUAACCAUGUCUCACAUAGAAUACCUUCUCUGAGUUUACUGCAAGCUGCAUUAGAUGAUCAU
Messenger RNA from Coregonus clupeaformis (lake whitefish), 3222 nucleotides. Its product is annotated as leucine-rich repeat, immunoglobulin-like domain and transmembrane domain-containing protein 2. Gene Ontology annotation, molecular function: protein binding. The transcript is spliced from 3 exons. NCBI's taxonomy places the organism in Eukaryota, Metazoa, Chordata, Actinopteri, Salmoniformes, Salmonidae. The record is from RefSeq and is a predicted model, not a curated record. The coding region runs from base 42 to 1784 and encodes 580 amino acids.